Molecule: messenger RNA, 2059 nt
Organism: Harpia harpyja (harpy eagle)
Lineage: Eukaryota; Metazoa; Chordata; Aves; Accipitriformes; Accipitridae
Product: ubinuclein-1-like
Exons: 9
Cellular component (GO): nucleus
Source: RefSeq, a predicted model, not a curated record
GCCUUUCUGCCCGGGGCUGCCGGGCCGUGUCCCAGCAAGUCUGGCGGGGUCGUUUGGUUUCCUCGAGAGCUGUAUUUCCUUCAGCCUUUUGAAAUGGAGUGGUGCGGCGUGGAGAUGGAGAGCUGGGGAUGGACAGAAGUGACAGCGUGGGGGGCUGUCAAUGUUGGAGGGAAUUCUGGUUCGAAGAUUGACUUCUUCCUUUCUUUCUUUCUCUUUAAUGAUUGCAGCAAGGGCUAGCAGCAUGGGCAUUUGUCAUUUCCCGAGAAAACUUCGGAAUUAAAUGACUUGUUCCACUGCCAACGUCCUGAGUUAUCCUUAACCAGCCAGUGAAAUCUGUAUCUGUGCAGCUGGGGCAGACUGGUACAAUUUGGCCAUAGCCAUGACAGAGCCGCGCAGGGUUUCGUUCACCACUCUUCAAGGUCCACUGAGCAACAGCUUUGUGAACUCUGGGAAAGACAAUGGAGAGCAGUGCCAGAACCCUGAACCAGCUGCAAAAACUGUUCGAAUCGCACUUACUCUCUUUGAGCCGGAUCACAAACGUUGUCCAGAAUUUUUUUACCCAGAUCUUCUGGAGAGUUGUUGUGGGAAAGUAAAAGGUGGUUCUUCAGAAGACAAGGGUGGCAAGAGACGUAGAAAGGACCGUAUUCAGGACUUGAUUGAUAUGGGGUAUGGAUACGACGAAUCUGACUCCUUCAUUGAUAAUUCUGAAGCAUACGAUGAGCUUGUUCCGGCUUCUCUUACUACAAAGUAUGGAGGGUUUUACGUCAACUCAGGAACACUGCAAUUUCGUUCAGCAUCUGAAUCUGAAGAUGACUAUGUUAAAGAGAAAAAGAAGAAGUGUCCCAAGAAGCGGAAGUUGAAAGAUGGAGGUGAAAAAAUGAAGAAGAAGAAGAAAGAUGAUUCUUAUGACAAGGAGAAGAAAUCCAAAAAGUCCAAGUUUCCAAAAGCUGGUUUUACAGCAUUAAAUGCAAGUAAGGAGAAGAAGAAAUACUCCGGCCCUGUUAGUGUCAAGGAAAUGCUGAAGAAGUUUCAGAAGGAGAAGGAUGCUCAGAAGAAAAAAGAUGAAGAGCAGAAAGUGGAGACUCCUUCACUGGCAGAACCUCCAGCCCCAAGGGAGGUGGAGGCGAUGCCUGACCCUUUGCUCUCACUCUUCGGCCAUGCCAGUGAUAACGACCUGCUUCAGGCAGCGACGGCUAUGGACUCGUUAACUGACCUAGACCUGGAGCGGCUCCUCAGUGAAUCCCCAGAAGGGAGCCCCUUUCCUGAUGUGGAGGAUGGGAGCGAUCCUAUUGGGAUGGGCUUGGAGCAGGAUUUCAAGCAACCGCCAUCCCUCCCAGAAGGCCUGCCAGCCCCCUGCACUUCAGCUACCAGGAAGAACUGCAGAAUAAAUGAGGCCGCUGACAUCCUUUUGUUCUUUUUCCAGAUACUCUGAAACUAGAUUAAAAGCAUAGAGCUGCAGACUCGGGAGCUGAACAGCCAGAUCCGGUCAGGGGUGUACGCCCACCUGGCUGCUUUCUUCCCAUGCAGUAAGGACACUCUGGUCAAGCGUGCCCGUAAGCUUUAUCUCUACGAGCAGGGUGGCCGCUUGAAGGAACCUCUACAGAAGCUAAAGGAAGCCAUUGGAAGGGCCAUGCCAGAGCAGAUGGCCAAGUACCAGGAGGAGUGCCAAGCCCAUACUCAGGCCAAGUUUGCCAAGAUGCUGGAAGAGGAAAAGGACAAAGAGCAGCGAGAUCGAGUUUGUUCUGAUGAUGAUGAGGAUGAAGAAAAGGGAGGGAAGCGUGUCAUGGGACCGCGAAAGAAAUUUCAAUGGAAUGAUGAAAUCAGGGAGCUGCUUUGCCACUUGGUGAAGAUUAAGUUGGAUGGUUAUGACCUUGACAAGAAUAAGGCUCAGUCCCUAGAGGAUUAUGUGAAGACCUUCCUAGAUGGAGAGGUGAAGCCCCUUUGGCCAAAAGGCUGGAUGCAGGCCAGGUGAGCAAGAAUCGAGUUGUACUCCAGGGAUUCCUUGUCCUAAGGGACCUCGGAAGGUCAUUAGUCCUAACCCUGCUCAAAGAAUGGCUAG